Molecule: messenger RNA, 1707 nt
Organism: Cyclopterus lumpus (lumpfish)
Lineage: Eukaryota; Metazoa; Chordata; Actinopteri; Perciformes; Cyclopteridae
Product: general transcription factor II-I repeat domain-containing protein 2A-like
Exons: 3
Coding region: 1-1707 (568 amino acids)
Molecular function (GO): protein dimerization activity
Source: RefSeq, a predicted model, not a curated record
AUGGAGCGGGAGCGAGUGCUGGCAGCUGCUAGGGAGAAGUACAGAAACAAGAAGGAUAUCAUCUGGGGAGGCUGUAAACUGUCUUUCUUCCCUGACACGACGAAGGAGACGGCGCAGAAGAGAAGAAAGUUCAACGAACGUCACUUCAGCUCACUCCACCCUAACAUCGAACAGGAAUUUCCAAAAGGGACUGAACUUCGCAAGAACAAGUUGGUCGCUUUGAAAAGCCAGGCAGAAAAGCAGGUGCAGUUUUUCCAAAAAUUUAUGAAACACUCGGAGACCGUAACGCUUGCAUCAUAUCAGCUGGCUUGGAACAUAGCACGGGCUAAAAAGCCAUACAACGAAGGGGACUUCAUUAAAAAAUGCCUCAUUGACGCCUUUGAAAUCUUGGCUCCUGGAGACGACAAACUAAAACGGAGCGUAUCAGACGUUCAACUGUCCCGCCACAGUGUUAAACGCAGAAUAUCGGAUAUUAAUACAGCUGUUGAAUCACAGUUGCACUCUGACCUUCAAGCAUGUGAGUAUUUUAGUGUGGCAUUGGAUGAGAGUUGUGACAUACAAGACAAGCCUCAGUUGGCAAUAUUUGCACGGUCUGUGUCAAAUGAAUGUAUGAUCAAAGAAGAACUCCUUGAUAUUGUGACAUUAAAAGACAGAACCCGUGGCAUAGAUGUGAAAGAAGCAAUGAUGGCUGCGUUUGCAAAAGCAAAUCUGCCCAUACCGAAACUAACUGCAAUAGCCACGGAUGGAGCGCCAGCCAUGAUCGGAUCCGUGAACGGGCUUGUGGGUCUGUGCAAAGCUGAUCAAACAUUUCCCGACUUUUGGAAUUUCCACUGCAUCAUCCACAGGGAGCAACUCGUGUCUAAAUCAUUGAAUUUAAACAACGCCAUGAAGCCUGUGAUGGAAAUCGUCAACUACAUCCGCACACAUGCGCUUAACCACAGGCAAUUCAGGAAUCUCAUCGCUGAGCUGGACCAAGGGCUUCCAGGUGACCUGCCGCUGCACUGCACUGUGAGGUGGCUGUCAAAAAGCAAGGUAUUCUCUCGCUUCUUUGAGCUUUUGGAUGCUGUGAAACUGUUCAUGGAAGAGAAGGACAAGGACUAUCCCGAGCUCUCAGACCUCGAGUGGAUUAUGGAUCUGGCAUUUUCAGUUGACAUGCUGUGUCACUUGGACAGACUGAACCUGACCCUGCAGGCCAGUGAGCAAGUCACCAGCGCCGCCCUGAAAAAGAAAAGAGACAGAUAUGCAACACUGGUUGCAAACCUGCACGAAAGCUUUGUGACCCGGUUCUGUGAUCUACAACUGAAAAGACCACAGAUUACGUUCCUCGUCAACCCAUUUAAUGCGGAGACAGACUGUUUGAAAGCCCCGCUCGUCACAGAUGAGGCUGCGGCUGAGUUGGAGAUGAUCGACCUUUGUGAGGAGGAUCAACUGAAAGCUGUUUUAAGGGAAGGGACCGUUGAGUUCUGGAAAAGUGUGCCAAUUGAAAAAUACCCCAACAUCAAACGAGCUGCGCUUAAGAUACUGUCCAUGUUUGGGUCAACGUACGUCUGCGAGUCUGUGUUUUCUACCCUGAAACAUGUGAAAUCAAAGCAUCGAUCUGUUCUGUCUGACACUCAUUUGAAAGAAUUGCUUAGAGUGGCAACAACAGAAUACAAGCCAGAUUUGAAGAGGAUUGUUCAAGAUAAGGAAUGCCAGAAGUCUCACUAA